Symbiodinium natans is the source of this 630-nucleotide messenger RNA. The record is from the annotation of a GenBank genome assembly. NCBI's taxonomy places the organism in Eukaryota, Dinophyceae, Suessiales, Symbiodiniaceae.
AUGAGGUCGCUCGUUUUGCAUGUGGGCGUUUGGAGCGCCCUCCUGGUCGGAGCAUUGUCUGCUAGCUCGAGCGAUGCCAGAGCUUCUAUCAUUCGCAGCCACGAGGCCGUCUUCUCCAGGCUCAUGAACUGGCAGCCUUCGGAGGGUGGAGACUCGGAAGAGACGACGGGAGCUCCUACGCGAGAGAUCGACCAGCUCGGCCGCUGCGUCAUCCCCAUGUGGAACAGCCGGGACUUCGUGUGCCAGGAGCAUAUCGACGUCUCGGGUUUCAACAUUUUCGAGGACUACAGAGGUCGAGUGCGGAAGAGGCUGGAGGAUGGACAGCUUUGCACGGUGCAGUGUCCGGAUCCUCGAUGGUGGCAGAUCCCUUGGGACGACGAGCAGAUCCUGUGCACGCGAGGAGUCUUGAAAACUCACGCCGGCGCGAUCGUGCAGAAGAUCGACUGCCGCACCGCCUCCUCGUUCAAGUUCAGCGUCCUUGUGCUGGUCCUCAUCGCAGUGCUUGGCCCGGUCCUCGCGCUGAGAAGCGCCGCGAAGCCAGCACCUCCUCUGCCUGGCCCCACGGCGCAGCCCAUCCAAAUCGUCGACGAGCCCGACUCCCCGACGCAGGCCACCGCUGGUAGCGGAUGA